AUGUCUUUCUUUCUUUCUUUUUCUUUCUUUCUUUUCUUUCUUUCUUUCUUUCUUUCUUUUUUCUUUAACGUCUCAUGUAUUUCCACUUUCGUUUUUGAUAUCUCAUGCCUGUCUGAUUUCUUUCUUUCUUUCUUUCUUUCUUUCUUUCUAUUUCCUGACAAUAUUAUAUCGAUUAUAAACUGGUAUAUAUUCGCCCCUCCUCGCUCUCACCAUAUUCUCUCUCUCUCACAAUUCUCCCUCUUUUCUCUCUCUCUCUCUCUCUCUCUCUCUCUCUCUCUCUCUAUCUAUCUAUCUAGUUUGUUCAUAUCAAUUAGAUAUAAAGCAAACAUCGCAAGAUUCGGCGUCGAAAUCAAUCUAUCUAUCUAUCUAUCUAUCUAUCUAUCUAUCUAUCUAUCUAUCUAUCUAUCUAUCUAUCUAUGUCUGUUCAUUAUCUAUCUAUCUAUCUAUCUAUCUAUCUAUCUAUCUAUAUUCGCACACAUACACCCACGCAAGCACAAACGCAAAAAUAUGAGGUUUUGUCUUCCUCAGGCUCUUUGUGUCCAUCUUUCUAUAUCUCUCCGUUUGUCAAUUUCAAACAACCUGUCUGUUUCUCUCAGACUGUCUCCCUUUCUAUCUGUUUCUCUCAGACUGUCCCCCUUUCUGUCUGUUUCUCUCACACUGUCUCCCUUUCAAUAUACUGUCCCCCUUUCUGCCUGUUUCUCGAAGACUGACUCCUUUUCUGCCUGUUUCUCUCAGACUGACUCCCUUUCUCUCUGUUUCUCUCAGACUGACUCCCUUUCUGUCUGUUUCUCUCAGACUGUCCCCCUUUCUGUCGGUUUCUCUCACUGUUUCUCUUUCUGCCUAUUUCUCUUAAUCUCUCUCUCUUUCUGUUUCUUUCUCUCAAACUGUCUCCCUUCCUGCCUGUUUUUCUCUUACACUGUCUCCCUUUCUGUCUGUUUCUUUCAGAUUGUCUUCCUUUCUGUCUGUUUCUCAAUUUUUCUGUGUCUUUCUGUGUCUUUGCGCUAUGAUUAUAUCUAUCUAUCUAUCUAUCUAUCUAUCUAUCUAUCUAUCUAUCUAUCUAUCUAA
Messenger RNA from Acanthosepion pharaonis, 1065 nucleotides. Lineage: Eukaryota; Metazoa; Mollusca; Cephalopoda; Sepiida; Sepiidae. The record is from the annotation of a GenBank genome assembly.